Pedinophyceae sp. YPF-701 is the source of this 660-nucleotide messenger RNA. Lineage: Eukaryota; Viridiplantae; Chlorophyta; Pedinophyceae. The record is from the annotation of a GenBank genome assembly.
AUGAACGAGUGGGAGCGCCAUCAGAAGCGUCUGGAUGAGUACUUCCGCUACUAUGGGGGCGCUCGCAAGGAGGUGCCCGCAGAGGGGCUUCCCGCGCCCGCGAGCACGGACCUCGACCUCAUCCGCGACACGUUCCGGUUCAUCCGCGAGGACGGCGACGACGACGGCACGCAGGCGUCGCGCAUGGCGCGGAGGUACUACGACCGGCUGCACAAGGAGUACUGUCUGGCAGACCUGAGUCGGUACCGGACCGGUCAGGUGGGGAUGCGGUGGCGCGUCGACGCCGAGGUGAUGCGCGGCAAGGGGCAGAUCGAGUGCGGCGCCGUCGGGUGCUCGGAGCGCGCGGGGCUCGCGACGUUCGAGGUGAACUUUGCGUAUGUCGAGGCGGGGGAAGGGAAGCAGGCGCUGGUGAAGCUGGUGGUGUGUCCGGAGUGCGCGUACAAGCUGCACUACAAGAAGAUCAAGGGCCUGAAGGAGGGGCUGCGGGAGCGGGCCGGCAGUCGAGAGGCACGGAGUGAAAAGAAGUCGAGAUCCAAAGACAAGAAGUCCAAGCGGGAGAAAGGGAGGAAGAGGUCGCGGAGCCGGAGCAGGGAGCGGAGCGCGCGGCGGAGACGGCGGUCGCCGAGCUCGUCGUCCAGCGGGAGCGGGCGCAGCCGGUAG